Molecule: messenger RNA, 447 nt
Organism: Cladocopium goreaui
Lineage: Eukaryota; Dinophyceae; Suessiales; Symbiodiniaceae
Source: the annotation of a GenBank genome assembly
AUGUACCGGUCACCGAUGGAGCUGCGGGACCUGGUCCAGGUGUAUAACGACAAGAAGGACAAAGGACAGGGCCCGGAGUGUGAUUAUGGCUUCAAGCUGAUCAUUAUCGGUGAUGCUGGUGCAGGCAAAAGUAGCUUCAUGCAUCAGUUCCUGGAGGGGAAGUUCAGAAAGCAGUCAACCCACACUAUUGGUGUGGAGUUCGGCACCAAGAUCAUCUCCUUGGGAAAUCGCCAAAUCAAACUGCAGAUUUGGGAUACUGCGGGCCAGGAGCGAUAUCGUGCUGUCACCCGUUCGUACUAUCGCGGAGCCGUAGGUGCAUUGAUUUUGUAUGAUGUGACGUCGAGGGACUCAUACAACAAUCUGCCGACCUGGCUCCAGGAUGCCCGAGAACAAGCUUGGAAGGACAUCUCCAUCAUUGCAGCUGGACGCUUAAGACUGGACUGCUGA